UGUCUGUAAGACGUUUUCUGAUUUGUGGACGUGGAUUUAGGUGUACAUUUUGAAAAUCUUUGCUUGUUUUCGUUGAGCAAAGAUUGUAGAUUCACAUUUUUUAAGUCUUCUCCUUUAAAUACGGUUUCAUGUCUGGAUCAUGGGGACCAAGCAAAGCCUUCAUGCGACGCGGGAAAAAGAAGGCCAGCAGCAGACGCUGGGCUGUUAUGAACAAAAGGCUUCAGGAAAACCCAAAACCUGUGAUCGCACCUGUAAUUAAAAAACUUGAAAAUGGUGGCCCAGUGAUCCAAGCCAGCCCAGCCCAAAUAGAAGACAUCCCCCUAGGAAGUGUGAGAAGAUGUGUUUCUUUGCUGGGUGUUGGAGUGAUGCUACUGACAUUUCGCAGGGUGUACCAGUUCUGGAGGAACAGCCUGAGCCAGUCAUUUGGAUUCUUGAAAAAAUUGCUAUUCUGGCAAGGGUAUGGCAAACAAAUAGAGACCCUCCAGAAUCAAAUAGCUGAGCUGCAGAGGGAGAUGAGCGCCGUGCAUUGUGCUCUUGAGGCUGCUAAGAGUGCAUGCCAUAUCCCUGGGACUGUGAUUGGUGGUACAAUCUGUCCAUUGAUUCCUCCUCCCACUUUCAUGUUGGGUUGUGGAUCUACUGUGGACCCUCCUCUUGCCCUCACACCACCAGCAUCUGACCUACCUCUCCCCCCACCGCCUCCGCCUCCCCCUCCUCCUCCUCCCCCAUGUACCACUUUCCUUCAACCUUACAUCCCAAAAAAGAGGGUGGCCUCCAAUAAUAAACAGGAGAAACGGGACGUACUAGUGGCGGUGACCCUGAGGGAUUUGCAGGCUGUUAAACUGAGAAAGGUCAACACUGUGACGUCAAAGAGGUCUCCAGAGAAGAUGCGUACCCCUCUGGUGACUGUGGCAGACCUGCAGAGUGUUCGUCUGAAACAGUCCCAUUGUAAAUUGCAGACGAAACCGUUCAAACGCCUAAAUGUUAGCAGAACACCUGCCAAAAGUCCCAGAAGUCUGCGUACACAGCUGAAGAGGGUUGAAAUCCGCAGGAGUCCUGGUGGUACUCCUCUGUUUGACAAGGAGAAUAUGGAGACUGGCACUUGCUUCACCCCAAACAUGACUCAGGCCCUGCAACGCAGGUUCCAGAUUGCCUUACCACGGGGUCCAUCUCCAAAAGCCAAGAAGCUUAAUGGAAGCUUUGAUUAUCCAAACUGAGACAUUUACGAAUGUGAAUACAGAUGAUGUGUCAUUGUGGAAGACUCCACCAUGAUGAAAAGGUUCCAGUGUUGCAUGAUGUAUGCAAACUAUAGCUAUAGAUUUUGGCGCAAUGCACUUUUUGUUGCUUUUUGCUUUCCGUUGAUGAAUGGAUGAGCAAGUGCUAGAGCUUGUGGAUGAAAAGAGGAUACACUUGGUUUUUUAACCACUAAACAUAAAUGGUCAACAUGGCCAAUAGUUGAUACUCUGUACAUAUUGUGGAUACACAAGCAAAUGUUUUACUUGAAUUGAUUGAGAACCAUCAUUGUGUUUGAUGUGUGUUCAAUUCACUUGCCAUUUUAUGAGCAAGUCACCUUGCUCAUGUAAAUUUCAAGCAUUGUAAAUUAAUCUGAUCGAGGGCCUGUUUUAAAAGUGCAGAUUGACUGGAAGCCCUAUGAGGGGAAUGAAAUGAAGAUGCAAGGUGGGGGGGCAGAAUAGAUGUGCAGACCACCUGAUCCCAAACAGUCAAGUGGUAUGAUACUACCUGAAAUGACAGGAAAUGGUCUGGGUCUUCUAUAUAUAUAGUCCUGUCCCAAUUAAACAAUAUCCAAACUAACACAUUUUAAAAUAUGAAAAAGAUUUGUAUAAAAUACCACAUUACAACUAAAAUGUUGGGGAGGCCAAUGAGUUGUAAUCUCUCUGAACUCCAGCACCCGCAGCGAUUCUCUGGAUGUGCAUGUAUUGCUAUCAUUGGAUUAAGAAUCAGUAUUGCUUUAUUCAUUAAGUACAUUUACACAUCCAGAUUUUUACUUGGUAUAAAGCUGGUAUUGAUAUUUAAUCCCCAUGUUUUUUUGAGCUUUUGUGUUUUGAGCUGAUGUUGCAUGAUUUUAUUUUCGUGGCUACUGUUACCAAAUAAAUGUUUACAUUUGAAUGUAUUUUUAAAUAAUCUCUGCUUGUGCGUGUAAGAAUUCACCACUUGUGUAUAAGAAUACAA
This is a messenger RNA of Esox lucius (northern pike), 2187 nucleotides long. RefSeq names its product proline rich 11 (gene prr11). The transcript has 10 exons. Lineage: Eukaryota; Metazoa; Chordata; Actinopteri; Esociformes; Esocidae. Bases 129 to 1214 code for a protein of 361 amino acids. The record is from RefSeq and is a predicted model, not a curated record.